Molecule: messenger RNA, 4399 nt
Organism: Sorex fumeus (smoky shrew)
Lineage: Eukaryota; Metazoa; Chordata; Mammalia; Eulipotyphla; Soricidae
Gene: ESCO1
Product: establishment of sister chromatid cohesion N-acetyltransferase 1
Exons: 12
Coding region: 677-3211 (844 amino acids)
Biological process (GO): mitotic sister chromatid cohesion
Cellular component (GO): nucleus; chromatin
Molecular function (GO): protein-lysine-acetyltransferase activity
Source: RefSeq, a predicted model, not a curated record
GAUGGCCGCGGGCUCGCCGUUCCCCGACGCCCGGCCGUCCGGGCCGGGGCGAAAAACUGCGUGACACGCAGCGAGCGUGGCGGCCAUCUUCCUCCUCCGGGCGCGUCGGCGGCGCCGGUUCGGGCCGAGGAGGAGCGUUGCGCAAGCGCGCCCGAGGCAGUCACAGGUAACUCCCAUCUGACGGGCGAGGCGUCGCCGUCGUCGCCGGAAGUUUGGCGUUGCUGCGCCGCGGGAGAGGCGGCGGUCGCGGCUGGAGCCACCCGGAUGUGAGGCGGCCCGCGUCGGACCCGCGGCCGGGGCGAGCAGAUCACAAAUACACAGGAAGUUUUUAGAAGCAUCAUUUAUUAGACGCAUCAUCAAUCAACUUAAAGUGAUACAUGAUUCCCGUUUCAGUAAGGUGCUGUGUAAUGUGUUAAGAGCAUAUUAUAAGGAAUGAUUUUGUCAAAUUUUCUUGAGUUAUGGUUGCUGAAAGAUCAGUUCUGUCUUGUGGGAAAAGAACUGGAUGACAGAAACCUUACUUGAAGCAAACCAGUAUUCUUGUUGAAAAUGUAUAGCAGCAUCAGUUAAAGUUCAUUCUUAAGACCUGCUUCUCAGUAAUAAUACUAGGCAUUCAGCAUUCCCACCUUCAAGGUCACGAAAAUUCUCUCAAAACUACUCAGAAAAGGAGGACAAAGGAAUGAUGUCCAUGCAGGAGAAAUCAAAAGAAAAUUCCUCCAAUGUCACUAAGAAAAGAGAAGAUAGAAAUUUAGAAACAAAAAUUGAAGAGUCUCAGAAAAAUCUAGCCAAAAAAUCAGGACCAAAGGAAGUUUUAAAAUCACCAGUUAAUUCUUCCAGUGAAAAUAAAAUAAAUCGGCCCGAAUUUGGAACAUGCAUGAGUACAAGGUCAGCAAAGGCAGCAUCCAGUGACAAAAAAGCUAACAACUCCAUUAAUAAAAAUGUAACUGUAAAUUCACAACAAGAAUCUAUGAAAAAGAAGAAAUCAUCUCAGAAAAAAUCAGUGAAUGAAACCUCCACAUCGAAUGAACAGCUUAACCGAAGAUCACAAAGACUACAACAAUUAGCAGAGGUUUCAACAAGGACUCUGCGGAGUAGAGAAAUUCAGGGCCCAGUACAAGCAGUUAAACAGAAUUUUCCACUAACAAGAAAAGAGUACUGUAGUAAUACUCAGAGUAAGACUAGUAAAGUAAAAACAAGUACAAACCAUGUGAAAAGGAAAGUACAGGAGAAGUCUGACUUUAAAGAGGAUGGAAAUCCAGUUCUCAAUGAAAUAAAUUCACCAAAAGGAAAAAAACGCAAAGUAGAGCACCAGGCAGCUGAUACCAGCAGUUCUCAGUGCUUAAAAGGAUCUGAUGAAAAGUGUCAUCAGAAGAAUUCUAGAAAAGAGGAAACAAAACCUGUGCCUGUAGCUUCUGAGAUAAAAAGAUCAAAAGUGGCUACUUCACUGAUCUCUGAAAAGAGUGAAAUGAAGAAGUCUGUUCAUACACAAGUGAUUACUACUGCAAAAUCCCCAAAACGUCCACAGCCAUUAGUGCCUGAACAAAAUGUCGAUAACGAACUGGAGCAAGAAGGAAAGAACAAGCGAGGUAGCAUUCUUCAACUAUGUGAAGAAAUUGCUGGUGAAAUUGAGUCAGAUACUGUAGAGGUGAGAAAGGAAUCUUCACAAGUAGAAAGUGUAAAUGAGGACCAGUGUACGGAAGUGAAAUUGGAAGAGACCGAUGUUGAAGGGCAAACACUUCAUCACCAGAAAACAAAUCAGGAUGUUCAGUGUAAUCGUUUCUUUCCCAGUAGAAAAACAAAGCCUGUGAAAUGUAUACUAAAUGGAAUAAACAGCUCAACUAAAAAGAACUCUAACUGGACUAAAAUUAAGCUAUCAAAGUUUAAUUCUGUGCAACAAAAUAAGUUGGAUUCUCAAGUUUCUCCCAAAUUGGACUUAUUACGAACCAGUUUUUCACUACCAGCUUUAGAAGUGCAUCAUCCAGUGACUCAGAGUACAUUUUUAGGGUUAAAACCGCAUCUUGAUAAAAACAUGGCUUGUCAGCAGGAAGAAAUGAAAAAACUUAAUUCUGAAGAAGCUAAAAUUAAUGACACUGAAGUUGAAAUUAAUAAAACCACAAAAAGUGCUUCUGAAAAUUGUGAUUUGGAUAAUCAGAUAAAACUUCCUGUCCCAUCAUUGGAUAACCAGAUGAAACAUUCUUCUGAAUCAACACCAGAUAAGAAUUUCAGCCCGCAUUUGGAAUCUAAGCUUGAAAAGAGUACAGUGGAAAAUUCCACCACAGUUGCAGCACUGCUCAGUCAAGCAAAAAUUGAUUCAGGAGACAGUACAUUUCCAGGUUCAGUUCCCCAACAGCAUAGUAGUAUACUCAGUAACCAAACAUCUAAGAUCAGUGACAACAGAGAGAAGACACAAAAUCAUUCUUGGUCUGAGUGUAAUUCCCGUUUGGAGUUAACAAUUCCAAAGGAGUUGAAGCUAAAAGAAACAGAAAAAGUUGAUGAAAAACAGUUGAUCAUAGAUGCUGGACAAAAAAGAUUUGGAGCAGUAUCUUGUAAUGUUUGUGGCAUGCUUUACACAGCUUCAAAUCCUGAAGAUGAAACACAACAUCUGCUCUUCCAUAAUCAGUUUAUUAGUGCUGUAAAAUAUGUGGGCUGGAAAAAAGAAAGAAUUCUGGCUGAAUACCCAGAUGGCAGGAUAAUAAUGGUCCUUCCUGAAGACCCAAAGUAUGCUUUGAAAAAGGUCGACGAAAUUAGAGAGAUGGUUGAUAAUGAUUUAGGUUUCCAACAGGCUCCACUAAUGUGCUAUUCUAGAACUAAAACACUUCUCUUUAUUUCUAAUGACAAAAAAGUAGUUGGCUGUCUAAUUGCGGAACAUAUCCAGUGGGGCUACAGAGUCAUAGAAGAGAAACUUCCAGUUAUAAGAUCAGAAGAAGAAAAAGUCAGAUUUGAAAGGCAAAAGGCCUGGUGCUGCUCAACAUUGCCAGAACCUGCAAUCUGUGGUAUCAGCCGUAUAUGGGUAUUCAGCAUGAUGCGACGCAAGAAAAUUGCUUCUCGAAUGAUUGAAUGCCUAAGGAGCAAUUUUAUAUACGGCUCAUACUUGAGUAAAGAAGAAAUUGCUUUCUCAGAUCCCACGCCUGAUGGAAAACUGUUUGCAACACAGUACUGUGGCACUGGUCAGUUUUUGGUAUAUAAUUUUAUUAAUGGACAAAAUAAUACCUAAAACAGAUUCUUGCCUACAGUACUAGAAGAUCUACUGAAGAGAAAUGAGAGAAAUGGGAUUGGUUGCUGACUUUAACCAGGAACUAGGGCCAUUUUUAUUAUAAUGAACUCAGGAUUGGCAACAGCCAUAAGGUUGUUCCAUUUUCAUAAAUUGGAAACAAUGCAGUAAUAGCUUAUUGUUUUGUUUUUUAAAGAAGAUAUUUUAUUAUCUUUUACAGAAAUUUAUGAUUGAUGUAUUUUAUCUAUACUUAUUUAGACAUGUUUACAUGCAGCGGAUAAUUGUUCAUAGUGGACUGAAAACUAAUGCAAGGACUAUGGUCUCAGUUGAUAAGUAUAUUUUGAAGUUCUUAAUAUGGAAAUAUACCAGUGUAGCUUGGUGUACUGUAUUUUUUUAUAUGAAUCUGCUGAUACCAGUUAGUUUUAAAGAUGUAUUUUCACAGAGCAGAAACCAGUGUUUUUGUUAUUAUUUAAGAAGAGACUCUGAAAGAUACUUUGAUGAUGACCCUUUAAAAAAAAAAGCAGAGUUCCAGGGACCAGAGAGAUAGUACAGCAGGUAGGGUGUUUGCCUUGCACAUGGCCACCCUGGGUUCAAUCCCCGGCAUCCCACCGAGUACCGUCAGGAUUGAUUCCUGGGUGCAGAGCCAGGAGUAACUCCUGAGCAUUGCUAGGUGUGGCCCCCAAACCUCCCUACCACCCUCCCCCCCAAAUAAAGCACCACCCCGGGUACAUGAAGAAUUUGGGUAUUGAUUUUUUUCUUUCAUCUCUUUUUUUAGGGACCUACUAAUGGAGAGCUAGUGUUAAGUAUCCCUUGAAGUUUAUUAUUUUAGUGUCAUUUUUUUUUUUAAAUGGCAACUUUGGCACACUUAGGCUAUUUAUUAAUCCCAAAGAGGUUUAUAAACAUAUGGAAUAGUCACAGCUAAACCUGAAUAACUUGGUAUCUGCGUUGUUAUUGCUCAGAAAUACUACACUGAGUAUAUACCCUUGUUACGGAACUUCAUUUUGAUACUUGUCUAUCCUUCAUAGUGCCCUCUACUUUUAAAGGGUUUAUAUGUUGAAAAACUGCUGUGGCCUUUUAUGAUAUGUAUAUAAUGUAGAAUAAAAUAAUAAAAUAAUUGAUAGCUUUUAAAAAAGUGAUAAAUGUGAUAAUGUGUUAUUUGUGCUUUUCCAAUGUUUCUUGGGUUCAGUACCU